Eucalyptus grandis is the source of this 1546-nucleotide messenger RNA. Its product is annotated as F-box protein At4g00755-like. NCBI's taxonomy places the organism in Eukaryota, Viridiplantae, Streptophyta, Magnoliopsida, Myrtales, Myrtaceae. The coding region runs from base 230 to 1330 and encodes 366 amino acids. The transcript is spliced from 6 exons. The record is from RefSeq and is a predicted model, not a curated record. Gene Ontology annotation, molecular function: protein binding.
UACGGUAUUUUCUUGCAUCACUCUCUCUCUUUCCCUUUUCCCUCUUUCGCUCGCAGAUAAUCAUCUUCCUCAUAGUCAGAACCAAACGCCACGACCACGCUCUCUCCAUCGAACCAUUUCCUCUGCUCGCAAUCUAGGGUUUCGGAGGACGACCUCGACGAGGGUCCGGUGCAUCGGCGACGGAAGGUAGGUUUUGAGGUUCGAGAAGGCAUCUAUCUGGAGCUUGCUUAUGACGGCAGAAAUGGAUCCUGUGCAAAGCCUUGUUAACGACGUGUUGCAUGAGAUAUUCAUGACUUUGGGCAAGGGCGACCCUGGUGAUCUCACUCAAGCUAGCUGUGUUUCGCGAUGUUGGCACGAAUUUGUGAUCACCAAUGGUCUUUCCAAGCAACUAUGCCUCAAAAUGUUUCCUCAGUUAUCUGGAGUUGAUCAUGUCACCGAAAGCUGCUCCUUCAGAAGUGAUGGUGAAACUGUUUCUGGCAACACUAAAGAAUGGGAUGUUCUGGAAAGGGAGCAUAGGGUCUAUGGUUUUCUGUCUCAUUGUUCUAGAUCAAUUGUUGACAGGGAGUGUAUUUCAGAUGCAGUAAGCGCUUCCAGCACCGACAAUUUCCCGGAGGAGGGUAUUAAUAAUACUCUGGAAAUGGGAGAUACCUACUGGUCCAGUAAAGGGCAAGAUCCUGCUGUGCCUGAGACUUUGAUCUACAAACUGGUCGGUGAUUUGUGUGUUAUUACGGAGAUCGACAUCCAACCUUAUGAAGCUUUUUUCCAGCCAGGAUCACCUAUAUAUUCAGCCAAAUCUGUGCGAUUUCGGAUGGGUUAUUCUAAAGCUUCAUUGGAUCUCGAUUCGGUUGAUCAAUCAUGUCAUAUUUCUCCAAAUGAUAAGUUUAUAUGGACUUACACUUCCCCAGAGUUUCCCAUGGCUCAGGAGAACUCUUUGCAGAAAUUCAAGUUUCCCGAGCCUGUUCUUUGUAUAGGCGGAUUCCUUCUUGUUGAGCUGCUUGGUGGGGUGCAGACGCAGGAAGAGGAUGACUUGUUUUAUAUUUGUGUCUCUCAUGUUCGAGUUUCGGGGCGACCUUUAACACCUACAUUUGGCGUUGAAAUAAUCGAACCAUCCGAAAAGUUUGUUCUGAAGGCUCUUAGUUACAAAAAAGAAAGCUUACCUGAAAGCAGUCCUCGUCGAAUUUCCAGCUUGGAACUGCAGAGACGUGAGAGAAACUUGGAGGACAUACUCAAUAUGCUUCGUGGUAAUGUGAGAGAUGUUGAGGAUAUAUGGGAUGAAGAGCAAGAUGAUUCAGAUGAAGAGCAAGAUGAUUCAGAUGAAGAGUUUGUAUGACUUCGGCAAUGAGUCAGUUCUAUGUCUUCUCGUUUAUGUAACUUUUCCCCCUUUAAAAAAGGGAGAUCCCAGUAGAGGUCUUUAUUUUUGGUCAUGGACCUCUCUUGACGAAAGGGAGUAUUUAACAUUGACCCCUUCUCUUCAUGUGUAUAUUCGGUCGAAUUGUGUAGUACAACUUGAUUUCAUCUCGUUCAUCAUUUCUCUUUUUAACAUUGA